GUGGGCGCGGGCACGUGUAUAAAAGCUCCCGCAGUCUCGGCGGCGUGCAGAGUCCGGUCAAUAGCAGUGAGGGAUUCCGUGUGGAUUAUAAACAUUUAUAACGAGGAGGACAGAUGACAAACUCACAGGAAACGACACGGCGCGAUGCUGCUCCACCACACACUGUCGCAGAUGUGUUAAAGAUAAGGAGGAGAAAAGCUCAGUGGCUGGUUUCUGGGAUGUUAAGUCUGUCUUUGCUAAUAGUUGUGAUGGGCAUCUACAUCAGUACACGCACGGAAAGUGUCAGCAUCACAGGAUACAUUUCAGGCAUUAUUUUGGCGUUUGGAUCGUUCUUGGGAGUUCUUGGACUGAGCUUGGAGGAAAACCGCAAACAGCUGUUAGUUGCAUCCAUCGUGUUCCUGAGUUUUGGGAUAAUUUCCAGCUUCCUGUGUCUUCUGAUUGAUGGCGUUUUCAUUCUGCUCAACAUUGAUAUGCGUCCCAUGAAGGCAGGAAGAUGUCAGUUCUACACCAGUGGAAACAGUUACAUCUAUGAAAACUACUACGCUACAGUUCCCUGUCAAGGACUAACAGAGUCCUGUAAUAUGAAAGUUCGCAGUGGAACGUGUUACUGUUGUGAUUUGUAUGAUUGUGCCAAUGGAGGAUAUCUGAAUAAUUACUAUGAGUUUGUGGGUGUGCAGAGCUGUCAGGAGGUGCUCUCUCUGUAUGUUCUACUCUGGGUUUUAACUGCUCUCAACCUGCUGGCCUUCGUGCUUGGGAUCCUGACCACUGCUGUACUGGGCAGUAUCAAAGACAUGAGGAGAGGAGUAAUUGGUCUCAAUAUGUCCCAAUGGGGAGGUUCAUCUCUGUUCUCCUUUGAUGGAGCCCACUGUUCAUCCCCCACUGCACCCCUGCUAACAGACCCAAAUUCGCAAGCAGGACACCAGCUCUAUCCGAGAGCGUCUCUUUACGCAUCUCCGGCAGCAGGAUCCACUGUUUCUCCAGGAGGGUCUUCAGAUUCAGCCCCUGUGCAGCUUAACCCCCCGCCCUUCGCCCCUUUCCAUAACCUCCUUCCCUACAAGAGCUCCGGCUUCUCAGCUUAAGAGCGUCUGGAUUCACACCAAAGACAUUUACACUGCACUCCCUUUAAACACAACAUCAGAUAAUUGCAGAGGUUUGCUCUCUCAAUAAAUCUCACCGGUCUUAUCCUGCAA
Molecule: messenger RNA, 1190 nt
Organism: Danio rerio (zebrafish)
Lineage: Eukaryota; Metazoa; Chordata; Actinopteri; Cypriniformes; Danionidae
Source: RefSeq, a predicted model, not a curated record